CUGAGAAAGUCAUGAUAACAUCUCUUGCCAGUAUGCUUCCGUCCCUUGCUUUCGUUCUCCCACUCACCACCGCCGCGGCGGCUUGGCCCCUCGAGGCUCGGGCCGCACGCACCUCCCCCCCUGCUGGAUGCCUUGCAGUCGGCAGCUCUGCCAAGUACCCGACUGUCCAGUCCGCCGUGAAUGCCCUCAGCAACACGACCACCGCGGCCCAAUGCAUCUUUAUCUACAAGGGCACCUACCAGGAGCAAGUCUACAUUCCGCAGCUCCAGUCCACCCUGACCAUCUACGGUGAAACCAAGGACACUUCCAAGUUCUCGGCCAACACGGUCACCAUCACGCAGGGCAAGAGCCAGGACGACUCGCCCAACAACGACGCCACGGCCACGCUGCGCGCCCACACGACAGACCUCAACGUCUACAACAUCAACCUGGUCAACACGCGCGGCCAGGGCUCGCAGGCGCUGGCCCUCAGCGCCCAAAAGGACAGGCAAGGCUACUACGCCUGUCAGUUCAAGGGCUACCAGGACACCAUCCUGGCCAACGCCGGCGUGCAGGUCUACGCCAAGAGCUACAUUGAGGGCGCCACCGACUUCAUCUUUGGCCAGCGGGCGCGCGCAUGGUUCGACGGCGCCGACAUCCGCGUGUUGGCCGCGUCCACGGGCUGGAUCACAGCCAACGGGCGCGACUCGGAGGCCAACCCGUCCUACUAUGUCAUCAACAAGUCGACGGUUUCGGCCAAGGCCGGGGACACGGUCGCUGCCGGGGCGUACUACCUCGGCCGGCCGUGGCGGAGCUUUUCCCGGGUGGUGUUCCAGAACACGAAGAUGUCGAAUGUGGUUAACCCGGCCGGGUGGGCCAUCUGGAACAAUGGCGACGCGAGGACUGGCAACGUCACGUAUGCCGAGUACAAGAACAGCGGUGAGGGCUCCAAGGGCACCCGGGCGAGCUUCGCGACGAAGCUGUCCUCUGCUGUCAGCAUCUCGGAGAUUCUGGGCAGCGACUACAAGACUUGGGUUGACAGGGCUUACCUGUCUUGAAAUCGUGACACAUGCUAAAUUAAGGUGGUUAGGUGGAAGGACUCAUGGAGGAAAAGUGAAUUUCUGUUGUACAUAGUCAUGAUAAGUCAUCCCCGACAUACUUCCCCAAGCAGGAAUUACUACUCCUGUUUCGUUCCAGCAGUUCCAGCCGGCGAGACAUGAA
Messenger RNA from Parathielavia appendiculata, 1200 nucleotides. Its product is annotated as carbohydrate esterase family 8 protein. Gene Ontology annotation, biological process: cell wall modification; pectin catabolic process. The coding region runs from base 33 to 1037 and encodes 334 amino acids. The record is from RefSeq and is a predicted model, not a curated record. The transcript has a single exon. Gene Ontology annotation, molecular function: pectinesterase activity. Lineage: Eukaryota; Fungi; Ascomycota; Sordariomycetes; Sordariales; Chaetomiaceae.